AUGGAUGCUGUUAUCCGUUUCGUCAAGGAUACAACUACCGACAGCAAUAGUGGCCUUUGGCUUAUUAUCUUUGCUGGGAUCAUUUACCUAGGAAUGACGAUCUCUGCAGCAAUUUAUCAACGCUGCAUUGAUCGGCUGCGCAUUAUGGUUAGAGGAGCCUUGGUUGGCUUGAUACACGAUCAAGCGAUGAAACUUCCUGGCAAAGAGGCUGAUUCGGAAGCCGUGACAUUAAUGAGCUCCGACGUUGAUAGUGUUGAGUCAGUGGGGGAGAUUCUACAUGACACAUGGGCCUACCUCUUGGAGGUAGUUAUUGGCACAAUGCUGCUGGCUGCCCGGCUUCAAUGGUUUGCGUUCUUUCCACUGGUCAUUAUAUUUGCUUGUUCAAGAAUGAGUGCCUACGUAGCUAAGCACUUGGAAGGUAGACAAAAGGACUGGAAUGUUGCAACUCAGGCGCGCAUUUCCGCAAUCACGAGUGUGCUUGGUGGGAUCAAGAGCUUGAAGAUGAUGGGUAUGGAGGAUGCAGGACAAUCUCGUAUCUCUCAAUUACGUGAGGAGGAGCUACGCCUGUCUGAGCGCUUAAGGUGGAUUCUCGUCGUCUAUAAUGCCAGUGCAAACUCACUUGGUAUAUUUGCCCCGGUAUUGACCUUGGUAUUCUAUGCCCUAUCACCUGGAACUGAUAGCUUGCACGCCAAUGAGGUAUUCACGUCUAUCGCUCUCCUUUCUUUGGUCACGCAUCCGGCCAAUAUGGUGAUGACUUUGGUCCCUCGUGCCGUUGGUAUAAUGGCAAACUUUGCACGCAUCGAGGCAUACAUUAGUCGGUCAUCGGUUGUGGAUACUCGACAGAUUGCUGGCAAAGAUAAGGCCCAACACUUGGCAUUACUAGAUCACGUCUCCAUCAGGAAUUCUUCAAUAACGGAUGCGCCAAUACUUCGAGACGUCUCCUUCAGUAUUGCUAAAGGGGAGCUUAUCGUCUGUACUGGUGCGGUUGGAAGUGGAAAGACCACAUUAGCCAUGGCCCUGCUUGGAGAGUCAGCCUCAGGAGGGUCAAUGUUCCUGGCUUCGAAGAAAAUCGCAUACUGUGAUCAGGCGCCUUGGCUUCCUAGCGUUACUAUUCGGGAUGCUAUACUUGGUGGCUCUGAUUUUGACGAAGAGUGGUACAAGCUGGUCAUAGAUGCAUGCUGCCUGGGUCUUGACUUGGAAGCCCUUCCAGACAGUGACUCGACAGUUAUCGAGAACAACGGCAUCAACCUGUCCGGAGGACAACGUCAGCGUAUAGCUCUUGCACGCGCUGUAUACUCGCGAUACGAUAUGUUUGUUCUCGAUGAUCCAUUCAGUGCCCUUGACAAAACCGUUGGAGAGCACAUCGUAGAUAGGCUCCUUGGACCGAAGGGCUUGUUUAAAGCAACGAAAGCAGGGGUCUUUCUCCUUACCAAUUCGGCACAACUCUAUCCCCUGGCGGAUAGGCUAUUGACUUUGCAGGGCUCGGGGGCACGUCUAGAGGAUUCUAGCAACGUUCUUAAAGGAGGACAAUUAGGUAGUAUCGUCGCCUCUACCGCAGGCGUCGUCCAGAAUACUCAGCCCUCCGAGUUGCAUGACAAGAAGACGCCUGGUCAAAACGAUCGACUGAAUGAGGCCGCCAUGGACUUAUUACGGAAGACAGGAGACGUUGCUGUCUAUGGGUACUAUGUUAAUGCUGUUGGCCAUAGGAAUGCCUUACUGAUGACAGCCUGUACCGCCACGUAUUCAUUCUGCCUGACCUUCUCACAGUUUGUCCUGAGAUGGGCAACAGAGUCUUCACUUGGAGAACGUAAUGAAUAUAUGGGUCUCUAUGCAGGGAUUUCAUUCAUCGCGUGGGCAGCGACCAGUGGCGCUAUGUGGUUUACGCAGUUGAAAGUUGCCAUUCGCUCGGGGGUAGUAUUACAUUCCCAGCUGCUUGAGCGGGUUCUCCGAGCCCCAUUGUCCUAUUUUGCUGAAACUCAUAUUGGCGUCACUUUAAACAGGUUCUCCCAAGACAUCGCGUUAAUCGACAAGCAACUACCCUCCGCUCUCGCCAAUCUAAGUACCCAAAUAUUCAAGCUGCUAAUGCAGGCAGCCUUGAUUGUGUACGUACAGCCGGUGAUGCUAGUCACGAUACCACCAUGUUACAUACUCGUUUACCUCAUCCAAAAAGUCUACCUUCGUACCUCUCGCCAGUUACGGUUCCUCGACAUCGAUUCGAGGUCGCAAUUGUACACAAAUUUCUUGGAUACAACCAGCGGCGUAACUACAAUACGCGCGUUCGGCUGGCAGGACAAAUUCGCAACCGACAACAUCCAGGCAUUGGAUAUGUCACAGAAGCCAUACUACCUGCUCCUCUGCUUACAAUGCUGGCUUAAGGUGGUUCUGGACUGUAUAAUGGCGAUCAUUGCCAUAGGUCUGAUAACGCUUACUGUCGUAUACCGGAACUCCACAGGGGCCGAUAUUGGACUGGCUUUGAAUUUGAUGAUCGGAGCGACUACCACGCUUUUACGUUUAAUUCAAAACUGGACGUCCUUGGAGACCUCGCUCGGGGCGGUUUCUCGCCUGAAGUAUGUGCAGGAACGUGUCUGUAGCGAAGAUGAUGCUAGGGGUGCUAUAGAGCCAGGUCCACGGUGGCCGUCCGGGGGAGAAUUGCGGAUGCAGCAUGUCACGGUGUCAUACUCCGAGAACUCAGAGCCUGCUCUGCGAGACGUAUGUCUUGUGAUUAAACCCGGACAGAAACUCGUUGUCAUGGGUCGGACAGGAAGCGGCAAAAGCACUCUCAUGCUCUCCUUACUCCGUCUUCUGGAAACUAUGCACGGAGACAUUUACAUUGACGACAUCAACAUCGCACAUGUACCUUUACAGGUCCUUCGACAUCGGGGCAUCAUCGCCGUACCACAAGAUGGCUUCAACAUCCCGACCGCGAGUAUCCGCUUUAACCUGGACCCGUAUAAUAAAUGUACGGAUGAUGACAUUGUGCAAACACUGAAGAGGACUCACCUCUGGGACAAGAUUUCCGCCUCUUCCACAGGCGUUGAUGACACACUGGACCUUCCCAUGUCAACAAUUCUCCCCUUAUCCGCCGGUCAGAUGCAACUCUUCGCGCUCUGUCGGAUGCUUCUCCGUGUGGAGAUAAAUCGGUCGUCCAAACCGAUCAUCAUCCUCGAUGAAGCUAGCUCGUCAUUGGAUCUUCAGACGGAGGCUAUUCUGGGAGAUAUUCUGCGUGAGGAUCUCAAAUAUCACACAGUCAUCAUGAUUGCUCAUCGAGCUGAGGGGAUCAUGGGUGCAUUGAGGGCAGGAGUAGAUGCCAUUGCUACGAUGAAGGAUGGAAGGCUACGGGUAUCUGUUAUUGGCACAUCGAUGGAUCGUGUUGAUGAGAAAUAGGUCGCUUUGCUGCGUGCAUCUUAAGACUUGUGUGCCAGCUGACAUUUAAAGUGCCCAUUAUCAACGAAAUGGAAAAAGAAUGAGAGCUGUACUGAAUCGAAUGUAUCUACAUGGUGCUUCAAACUAACUAUGUU
Messenger RNA from Aspergillus welwitschiae, 3518 nucleotides. RefSeq names its product ATP-binding cassette transporter. Lineage: Eukaryota; Fungi; Ascomycota; Eurotiomycetes; Eurotiales; Aspergillaceae. Gene Ontology annotation, cellular component: membrane. The transcript is spliced from 11 exons. Gene Ontology annotation, biological process: transmembrane transport. The coding region runs from base 1 to 3384 and encodes 1127 amino acids. Gene Ontology annotation, molecular function: ATP hydrolysis activity; ABC-type transporter activity; ATP binding. The record is from RefSeq and is a predicted model, not a curated record.